AUUCUUCAUUCAUUAAUUAUUUUUCAUUGUCCCUUCUCCGUUGUGUUGUCGUGAUAAAAUAAUAAGUUUUAACUUGGAAACAAAUGUUCAUUUUUAUUUUUGUAACUCCCUAGCUCAUUAUUUUGCUACCUUUGUUUCAGAUAAUGUGAAUUUGUAACUUAUAAAUUAAAAAAUGAGUUAUCAGGACGAGGCUAAUUGCUACGUGGGAUCAUUCCCUAAGGACUUCAGCUAUGGACCUUUGGAACAGAAUGGUGAUGGCGAUAACACGUCAUUGCAGGAGGAUCGUAAACCUCGGAUACUUUUGAUGGGGCUACGAAGGUCGGGAAAAUCAUCCAUACAAAAAGUGGUUUUCCAUAAGAUGUCACCCAAUGAGACCCUAUUUUUGGAAUCUACUAAUAAAAUAGUGAAAGAUGACAUUAACAACAGCAGCUUCGUACAGUUUCAAAUUUGGGACUUUCCAGGACAAAUAGACUUUUUCGACCCAUCAUUUGAAUCUGAAUCUAUAUUUGGUGGAUGUGGAGCAUUAGUAUUUGUCAUUGAUGCUCAGGAUGAUUACCAAGAAGCAUUGGAUAAAUUACAACUUACUGUUACAAAGGCAUAUCGUGUGAAUAAUAAUAUUAAGUUUGAAGUGUUCAUUCACAAGGUUGAUGGUCUAAAUGAUGACUACAAGAUGGAAUCACAAAGGGAUAUACAUCAUCGGGCCACUGAGGACCUUGCAGAGGCUGGCUUAGAGCAUGUGCAUCUGUCGUUCCACUUAACUUCUAUAUACGAUCAUUCUAUAUUUGAAGCAUUCAGUAAAGUGGUGCAAAAACUAAUACCUCAACUUCCAACACUUGAAAAUCUUCUAAAUAUUCUCAUUUCGAAUUCUGGUAUAGAAAAAGCAUUCCUUUUUGAUGUAGUAUCAAAAAUUUAUAUAGCAACUGACAGCUCACCAGUGGACAUGCAAAGUUAUGAGCUCUGCUGUGAUAUGAUUGAUGUGGUCAUAGAUAUUUCUUGCAUCUAUGGUAUGGUGGAUGAGACUGAGGCAAAUACUUUCAACAAUCAGAGUUCCAGCCUCAUUAAACUUAAUAAUGGCACUGUUCUUUAUUUGCGGGAAGUCAACAAAUUCUUGGCCCUAGUCUGUAUAUUGCGUGAAGAAAACUUUCAGAAACAAGGUGUAAUAGACUACAAUUUCCUCUGUUUCCGUGAUGCCAUCACGCAAGUGUUUGAGCUACGAAACAAAUGUCAAAACGCCAUCGCUAUGUCGAGGGCUACCUCAGGCACUCCCGAGCCUGUCCCCAACGGCGCGGCAGACUCAGUGGAGAGCGCGUCAGACAGAUCACAGGUGCAGUUACCAUAGCAUAAAAUAUCUUGUAACAUACCCAUAUCUUACGCCUGUAGUUAUGUGAUUACUUAAUAGAAAUCAUUUAUGUACAUUUAUAUUGUUUAAAUAAUUAAUAAUAAAGUAUAUAACUAUGUUUUUAA
This is a messenger RNA of Ostrinia nubilalis (European corn borer), 1464 nucleotides long. RefSeq names its product ras-related GTP-binding protein C (gene RagC-D). Bases 173 to 1339 code for a protein of 388 amino acids. The transcript has 8 exons. Gene Ontology annotation, cellular component: lysosome; nucleus; Gtr1-Gtr2 GTPase complex. Gene Ontology annotation, molecular function: GTP binding; GTPase activity. Gene Ontology annotation, biological process: cellular response to starvation; negative regulation of autophagy. The record is from RefSeq and is a predicted model, not a curated record. NCBI's taxonomy places the organism in Eukaryota, Metazoa, Arthropoda, Insecta, Lepidoptera, Crambidae.